Messenger RNA from Dicrocoelium dendriticum, 252 nucleotides. The record is from the annotation of a GenBank genome assembly. NCBI's taxonomy places the organism in Eukaryota, Metazoa, Platyhelminthes, Trematoda, Plagiorchiida, Dicrocoeliidae.
AUGAUUAUUGUCCUCUCAAUACCAAGUCCACAAGGGUCUUUAUUCAGCGCGUCGUUUUCCUUCCAAAAACAAAGCCAUUGCCUACCAUCGCAUCCAAGAGAAUCAGAAGGAUGUAUAGGACUUCGUAAUUAUGGACCUUACAUGUUUUGCAGCACCACAUUGUCCGCUCCUAACGCUCAAGCAAUCCGUUUGGAGUUUGUGGAUGUUGACGUGAGUGACGAAACUUAUUAUCUUUCUGUAGCCUCCAGUUAG